Solanum stenotomum is the source of this 1791-nucleotide messenger RNA. RefSeq names its product probably inactive leucine-rich repeat receptor-like protein kinase At5g48380. The coding region runs from base 1 to 1728 and encodes 575 amino acids. Lineage: Eukaryota; Viridiplantae; Streptophyta; Magnoliopsida; Solanales; Solanaceae. The record is from RefSeq and is a predicted model, not a curated record. Gene Ontology annotation, molecular function: protein binding; ATP binding; protein kinase activity. The transcript is spliced from 2 exons. Gene Ontology annotation, biological process: protein phosphorylation.
AUGGAGAAAACCAAUAUCAAAACAAGAACUUUCUUUUUCAUUUGCACAUUUCUUGGCUUUCUAUUGAUAUUUCUUAGCAGAAUUUCUGUCUGCAGUGCUGCAGAGAGUGAUUUUUAUUGCUUGAAAUCGAUAAAAGAUUCAUUACAAGAUCCUUUCAAUUCUUUGGACUCCUGGGAUUUCAGCAAUGCUAAUGAAGGCUUCAUCUGUGAUUUCAAGGGAGUUAACUGCUGGAAUAGUAAUGAGAAUAAGGUAAUGGACCUCAGACUUUCAGCCUUAGGAUUAAUUGGUGAGUUUCCUCGAGGCAUUCGAAAUUGUACAAGCUUAACAGGUUUAUAUCUUUCUGGCAACAACUUGUAUGGAACCAUCCCUUCUGAUAUUUCAGUGAUACUUAAAUAUGUUACAAUACUUGACCUCUCAUAUAACAUGUUUUCUGGCUAUAUACCACCUGAUAUAGCUAAUUGUCAAUACCUUAAUGUUCUAAAGUUGGACUAUAAUAAUCUAGAAGGUGAAAUCCCAAGAAGAAUAGGCUAUUUGCCUCGCCUUAAGAUGUUCACUGUAGCCAACAAUUACUUGACUGGACCAGUGCCAUCGUUUGUUAGCGAAAAUAUCACAGCUGAGAGUUUUGCAAACAAUGAGCUUUGUGGGAAGCCCUUGAAAGGAUGUGAGGAUUCUUGGAUAUGGAAACAUAUAGAUCGUGAUUCGUUCAUCAAAGCGUUUGUGAUUGGUUGGGUACUUUUCUUUACAUUGGUUUUAGUCCUUUGUUUAUUUCAGUUUCCUGUCAAGAUAAUCUUAUUGAACAAAUGGAAGUUGAGGUCAAUGAAACAUAUAAACUCAGGAAGUGAAGAGGAAUUAAUCAGCCAACAGAAGAUAUUAAAGCUGGAGAAGUUUGUUACAAGAAUGAGCUUAAAGGAGCUGGAAAUCGCGACUUCUGAUUUUAAUGAUGACUAUUUAGUAGGAAUUGGAAUGUUUGGCAAAGUUUACAAAGCAAUUCUUCGAAAUGGCUGGACACUUGCAAUCAAGAAGCUGAAUGACUGGGAGAAUUUGGAGGAGGAGUUUGUCUCGGAGAUUACAACUCUUGGUGGUCUGAGGCAUCGGAACCUAUUGCCUCUUAUAGGUUUCUGUGUUGAAAGGGAAAAAAAACUUCUCGUUUACAAAUACAUGCGUUAUGGAAGUCUUCAUGAAUGGCUGCACUCAAAUAAAGACAAGGCCAAGAUUUUAGACUUCCGUCUUAGAGUUAAAAUUGCACUUGGGAUAGCAAAAGGUGUAGCUUGGCUUCAUCAUGGUUACAAAUUGCACGUUACACACGGAAGCAUAAGCACGCGAUGUAUCUUGCUAGAUCAAAAUUUUGAGCCCAAAAUAUCGAACUUUUGGGAAGCAAAAAUUUGGAGUAAGAAUGAUGCUGCAUUAAGUUGGAGUCUUUUCCCAGUAGCUGAAUAUUCAUGUUUAGGUUCUUACAAGAAAGACAUCUACUGCUUUGGCGUCCUGCUUCUCGAGCUGGUUACAGGGAAGGAACCGCAUGAAUUGACAAGCUCGAGAAAUCUGUUUGAUCACUCGCCUUGUCUACUUGAUGCAGAUAAAGAUUUGCUUGGGAAAGGAAUCAACGAUUUGAUCCUCGAAUUUCUAGAGUUAGCUUGUGACUGUGUGAAGUUCUUACCUAAUGAAAGGCCAACAAUGCUGGAAGUUUAUGACAAACUCAAGACAAUUUCUCAAGGUCGAAACGACGACUAGGUAUAGAAAACUCCCUUAUAUUCAACUGGCAUUUGAAGUCUAUAGAACUAGUACUAUUGUUUA